Saccharomyces eubayanus is the source of this 969-nucleotide messenger RNA. It is a transcript of the gene SOL1, whose product is annotated as Sol1p. The transcript has a single exon. Gene Ontology annotation, molecular function: 6-phosphogluconolactonase activity. Gene Ontology annotation, biological process: carbohydrate metabolic process; pentose-phosphate shunt. NCBI's taxonomy places the organism in Eukaryota, Fungi, Ascomycota, Saccharomycetes, Saccharomycetales, Saccharomycetaceae. The coding region runs from base 1 to 969 and encodes 322 amino acids. The record is from RefSeq and is a predicted model, not a curated record.
AUGACUACGACCGUUCCCAAAGUGUUUGCAUUUCAUGAAUUUACAGGGGUAGCUGAAGCAGUUGCCGAUCAUGUUAUUCAUGCCCAGAACUCAGCCCUCAAGAAGGGAAAGGCUUCAAAAUCCAGGCAAAUGUCCGGGACGAGCUUGAACGGAGGUGGAAACACUUCAGAAUCCAAAGCCAUGGAGAGAGUAAAUUCUGUAAGGAGUAAUGCUUCCAGCCGUGGUGGUAAUGACGACGGCAUCACCAAGAAAUUGAAGAAGGAGAAAGAGAGAAGGUUCAAGAUCGCUUUGUCUGGGGGUUCGUUAAUCCAGGUGUUGCACGAAGGCUUGUUGAAAAGAGACGAUGUACAAUGGGGAAAGUGGGACAUUUAUUUCGCAGAUGAAAGAUUGGUGCCCUUCAGCUCCAGUGAAAGUAACUACGGGCUAGCUAAGAGAGAAAUUUUUGAUUUGAUAGAUACAGAGAAAUAUGGUACCCCAAGAAUUUAUCACAUUGAUGAGUCGUUGAUAGAUGACCCCCAAGAAUGCGCAGAUAACUAUGAAAAGAUUCUGAUUAAACGGUUUGCCGGUAGAGAUUCUGUCAAACUACCGAUGUUUGAUUUAUUCUUACUAGGGUGUGCUCCUGAUGGCCAUAUUGCGUCAUUGUUCCCCAAUUUCCAAGAAAAUCUGCGUGAAAACUUGGCAUGGGUCAUACCAGUGGAGCACGCCCCCAGCGGACCAUCGAAUAGAAUAUCGCUAACUAUUCCGGUGAUUUGUCAUUCUCACAGAGUAACGUUUGUCGUUGAAGGUGCCACGAAGGCGCCCGUUAUCAAAACUAUAAUGGAGAGACCUGAAAAGGGGUUGCCCAGUAGUAUUGUUAAUGAAGGCGCUGCUGGUCGUGUUUCAUGGUUUGUGGACGACGAUGCUUUGAUAGACGUCUUUGUGACCAAGAAGAAGUACAAGUUUUACGACGACGACAACUUAACAGAGUAG